Molecule: messenger RNA, 3410 nt
Organism: Juglans microcarpa x Juglans regia
Lineage: Eukaryota; Viridiplantae; Streptophyta; Magnoliopsida; Fagales; Juglandaceae
Product: receptor-like protein kinase HSL1
Exons: 2
Coding region: 18-3134 (1038 amino acids)
Biological process (GO): protein phosphorylation
Molecular function (GO): protein binding; ATP binding; protein kinase activity
Source: RefSeq, a predicted model, not a curated record
UCUUCCGUACUCCACAUAUGAAUUUUGACCGUUUGUUUCCCACCCUUUUCCCGGCAACUGAACCCGCGCUCCAAAUGCCGCAACUACCCCUAUCGUUACCCCAAACUCCGCUCCUCCUCUUCCUUCUUCUCCUCAUCUCCAUACCCCUCCAUGUAAAUUCUCAAUCGGAAAACACCGUCCUCCUCAACCUUAGACAGCAGUGGGGCAACCCACCGUCCAUCCAGUCCUGGAACUCCUCAUCCUCACCGUGUGAUUGGCCUGAGAUCAACUGCACCGAUGGCGCUGUCACCGGGAUUAUCCUCCGCGAGAAGAACAUCACCGAGAAGAUACCGGGAUCGAUUUGCGACCUCAAGAACCUCGCUAUCCUCGUCCUCGCCUCUAAUUACAUCCCCGGAGAGUUUCCUAGAGUCCUAUACAAUUGCUCCAAGCUCCAUACUCUUGAUCUCUCCCAGAACUAUUUCGUCGGUGCAAUCCCGGAGGACAUCGACCGGAUUCCGACUCUCCAGUACUUAGACCUCAGUGCGAACAAUUUCUCCGGCGAUAUCCCCGUCGCCAUCGGGAAGCUGCCGGAGCUACAAGCCUUGUACCUCCAUGAAAACUUGUUUAACGGCACGUUUCCGAAAGAAAUUGGGAACUUGUCCAAUCUCGAAGUUUUGGGCAUGGCGUACAAUGAAAAGUUGGUGCCUGCGCCGAUACCACCAGAGUUUGGAGGGUUGAGGAAGUUGAAGUUUUUGUGGAUGAAGCAGACGAAUUUGAUCGGCGAAAUACCGGAAAACAUCUCCGGUCUUUUGAGCCUCGAGCACUUGGAUUUGUCAAGGAACAAUUUGGCAGGUGCCAUUCCUAGUAGAUUGUUGUUGUUAAGGAAUUUAAGCUUCGUCUAUCUCUUCAAUAACAAAUUGUCCGGGGAGCUGCCGAGCUUGGUCGAGACGUCAAAUUUGAUCAAACUUGAUAUUUCUAAGAACAAUUUGACCGGUUCGAUUCCUGAAGAUUUCGGGAAAUUAAAAAACUUGGAAGUACUGAAUUUGUUCGCAAACCAAUUAACCGGCGGCAUUCCGAGAAGUUUAGGUCUACUUCCACUGAUUGAUUUUCGAGUUUUUAGCAACAAGUUGACCGGAACUUUGCCAUCGGAGCUAGGCCUGCAUUCGGAGCUCGAGGCAUUUGAAAUCUCGGAAAAUCAACUGAAUGGUCCAUUGCCGGAAAACUUAUGCGCUGGAGGUGCUUUGCAAGGACUGAUCACAUUUUCCAAUAAUCUCGGCGGGGAACUGCCGAAAUGGGUAGGAAAUUGUCGUACUCUGCGCACGGUUCAGCUUCAUGGAAACAACUUCUCCGGUGAGGUUCCUCCUGGCCUUUGGACAUCAUUCAAUCUAUCAACCUUGAUGUUAAGUGACAACUCGUUUUCGGGCGAGCUUCCUAGUAAGUUGGCUCGGAAUUUGUCAAGGUUGGAAAUUGGUAACAACAAAUUCUCAGGUCAAAUUCCUGUCGGAGUCACUCUCUGGGUGAACCUGGUUGUCUUUGAGGCAAGCAACAAUCUGCUCUCGGGAAGAAUUCCGGUGGAAUUAACGAGUCUUCCACUUCUUAGUUCUCUCCUGCUGGAUGGUAAUCAACUUUCCGGUGAAAUUCCGUCGGAGAUAAUCUCAUGGAAGUCGCUAACAACUUUGAACCUAUCAAGAAAUGAGCUUUCUGGCCAAAUCCCAGCCGUGAUCGGUUCUCUACCUGACCUCAUUUAUUUGGACUUAUCGCAGAACCAAUUGUCGGGUGAAAUCCCACCUGAAAUUGGCCAUUUGAGGCUCACUUCACUCAACUUGUCCUCCAACCAUCUAUCUGGGAAAAUCCCAUAUCAGUUUGAUAACCUUGCAUAUGGAAACAGUUUCCUCAAUAAUUCCAACCUAUGUGCUGUUAGUCCAAACCUAGACCUUCCAAGCUGUUACACCAAAACCCAUGAUUCCGACAAACUGUCCUCUACCUAUCUAGCCAUGAUUCUCGUUCUCGCGAUUGUUGUUUUCAUGGUCGCUGUUUUGUCGGCAUUCUAUAAGUUCAGAAACUAUCGCAGGACAAAGCACAGACGCGAUCUUUCAACUUGGAAGCUUACCUCAUUCCAGAGAUUGGAUUUCACAAAAGUGAACAUCCCGUCGAAUUUGACGGAGAACAACCUUAUAGGAAGUGGCGGGUCAGGGAAAGUAUAUCGGAUUGCUACAAACAUUCCCGGUGAGUUUGUUGCCGUGAAAAGAAUUUGUAACAACAAGAUAUUGGAUCACAGGCUGGAGAGAGAAUUUCUAGCCGAGGUUCAAAUACUGGGCACGAUAAGGCAUUCCAACAUAGUAAAGUUGCUGUGCUGUUUUUCGAGUGAGAAUUCAAAGCUUCUCGUCUAUGAGUACAAGGAAAAUCACAGUCUGGAUAGAUGGCUCCACGGGAAGAAGGGAAAAUCGAUGACAGGGACAAACCCUGCGCAACAUAUGGUCUUGGAUUGGCCAAGGAGGUUGCAGAUUGCAGUUGGGGCAGCACAAGGACUGUGUUAUAUGCACUAUGACUGUUCUCCUCCGGUCAUUCAUCGAGAUGUGAAGUCUAGCAACAUUUUGUUGGAUUCUGAUUUCAGGGCAAGCAUAGCAGAUUUUGGGCUAGCCAGGAUGUUGGGUAAGCACGGAGAGUCCCACACGAUGUCUGAUGUCGCAGGCUCUUUGGGCUACAUCGCCCCAGAAUACGCUUAUGCAACAAAGGUCAACGAGAAGAUCGAUGUUUACAGUUUUGGAGUUGUACUUCUUGAACUCGUCACUGGAAGAGAACCCAAUUGCGGAGACGAGAACAGAAACCUAGCAGAGUGGGCAUCGCGGCACUACCUCGGAGGGAAGCCUAUAAUUGAUGCCCUCGACAGUGAAAUCAAGAAACCAUGUUACUUGGAAGAGAUGAUUAGUAUUUUUAAACUAGGACUCAUUUGUACUCACAAUUCACCUUCAACUCGGCCUUCCAUGAAGGAGGUUUUGGAGAUUCUUUGCCGCCGUGGUUCUCUGGGAUGUUACGAAGGGAAAAAGACGAGAAGCGAAUUCGAUGUAGCUCCUCUUCUUGGCAGUGCUACAUAUCUUUCUAGUUACAAGAGCAGUAAGAAAGUAUCCAUGGAAGAUGAUGAUAGCUUAGUUUAAUGCGCAUGAUGUAUUAAGUAGUUUUGUAUAACUGCAAUCACGGUGUCUAGACUCUAGAGCUUCGUUUAGUAUGAUGUACCAAAUAGUUUCCAAGAAAAUUCGGGAACUCUUCUGGCAGAAUCAACAAAUGAAGAACCAAGUGUGUGUACAAGGCUUCUGCUUCAUCGGAACCUUGAACCACUCUUUGCAAAGCCUUGACAAAACCUUGUUUGGUGAACUAAUUUCCAAAAAUAACGCAAGUGACAACAAUGAAUAAACGUGUAACUACAUUGGAAA